This is a messenger RNA of Candoia aspera, 828 nucleotides long. It is a transcript of the gene C5H11orf97, whose product is annotated as chromosome 5 C11orf97 homolog. Gene Ontology annotation, cellular component: ciliary base. The transcript has 5 exons. NCBI's taxonomy places the organism in Eukaryota, Metazoa, Chordata, Lepidosauria, Squamata, Candoiidae. The record is from RefSeq and is a predicted model, not a curated record. The coding region runs from base 1 to 675 and encodes 224 amino acids.
AUGAUUGAUGAGGGCGCCAGCUUGGGGAAGACCUUGGGGUCAGCCAGCGACCCAGGUGGGCUCCGGACAACCUGUAAUCGCCCUCGCCUGAGGCCCCGGGCUGCCGCCGAGCUCAGCCCUCUUUUAACCCGGGGCAAGGGCGCUUUCCUCUCAGCUCCGCCCAGCCUGUGCCACCGCUCCGCCGGGCGCGCAGGCAAAUCGCCAGCUUCGUCUUCCUCCGCCACCCCUCCUUCAACAACAGCGGCGGCGGCGGCGGCAGCACCCUUGGGCUCCUAUGGCAACCCGCCUGCGCGUGCCGCUCGCCUGGGCGCGGCCGGCAGAAGCAGCGGGAGCAGCCGCCGCGGGCGAGGCAUGAGAGCGUCGAAGGGGGAGCCGCUGGAGCCCACGGCCGGGGAUUCGGGGAGCCGGAUCUACGGCGAGAGCAAUGAAGGGGGGCAACCCUGGAAAAAGUUUGUGUAUGUUGAGCCACCGAGGAGAGUUAAGGAAGUACUUGAGGAAGAGCUGUAUUUCCAGAGGGAUGAGUGCAGAAUCAGACACCCUUCAGAAGUGGCUCUGGAAAGAAUUUGGAGCUUGAAAAGAAAUUUCCCCGUGGGAGGCUUCAACCCAGCAUCACAGAAUCAAAGCUGCUUCCUUUCCCAACCUUAUUACUCAAGGCAUGCAAUCAUAAGAAGAUAGCCAUUCUGAAAAAUUCAGUCUCCCUUGAUGGAAGUCACAGAACAAAAGCAAAUCUAUGGCUGUCACAUUUAUCUGAACAUAGACAACUAUAUUUUAGAACGUAUAAAGUAGCUUAUAAAAUAAACUUGGAAGCUAUGCACCUGCCAGUCAGUG